This is a messenger RNA of Centruroides sculpturatus (bark scorpion), 3258 nucleotides long. RefSeq names its product phosphofurin acidic cluster sorting protein 1-like (gene KrT95D). The record is from RefSeq and is a predicted model, not a curated record. Bases 366 to 2870 code for a protein of 834 amino acids. Lineage: Eukaryota; Metazoa; Arthropoda; Arachnida; Scorpiones; Buthidae. Gene Ontology annotation, biological process: protein localization to plasma membrane. The transcript has 20 exons.
GAACUAUCAUUUAUCCAUAUUUUCAAAGAGAAAAAUAUCUGGAAAGAAGAUUUUAUUACGAAAAAUCGAAAAUUUCGACAAUUUUAAUUCGAAUUAUAUUCAAACUUCAUUCAAAUAUACCGAAUGUAUCGAAAAUAUAUAAAAUAUAUCGAUUAUUCACGUGACGUCACGCCCAGCUCACGUGAUCCGCAUCGACCAAUGGAACGAAAGUAGAGGGUGAUCGUCUGAAGAUGGUUGACGUGUUUCGUGUGAUCGUCUCAGGAAACAACGACUUUUUACCUUAAAAGUGAUAUUUAAAAGUGUCUUAAUUGAUCAAGAAAAUAACAUGUAUUAAUUACUGUCGACCGAAUAUAUUUUUCAACAAGAUGAAUGAAAAACAGGACGAGAAUUUACGAAGAGAACCAGUUCCAAUGAAAUAUUAUGGAGCCUGGGAAGUUGGUACGACGCCACCGAAUUGUGUACCCAGGUUGUGUACACUAAAACUUACUCAUCUCACUUUUCUAAAGGCAUUUGCUAGUGAUACAAGUUCGAUAAAUAUAUCAGUGAGAAUGAAGAAUUUCAAACAUAUUUUACGAUCAAGCUCAUUUAUUGUUCCAAAUGGAAGUCUGUUGGAUACUCAGUUAGAUUUGACAUUUUCUUUACAGUACCCUCAUUAUAUAAAAAAUAAUAAUCUUUUACAUAUAAUGCUUCAAAAAAGUAAACAUAAAAAUAGUGCUAUGUUAGGAUUUAAAACACUUGCUGUUGGGGAAAUAAACUUAACACAGGUAUUACAAAGAUGUGUUGAUAAUCAAGAACUUGAACUUCUUUUGGAUAAAGAUAAAAAUGAAGUUAUGGCACGUCUGACAAUUCUUUCUCUAUCAAGUCAACCAAUUGAUCAUGAUGAAUCAGAUAGACAAAAAGUAGCAGAUUCACAGAGAGUUGCAGAAGUUGAUAAUUUUACUGAUGAAGAAUAUAGCUCAAAUGAAGAAGGAUGUGACAGUGAACCAACCAGAGUUGCAGUUUCUGCUCAUAGUGCACAAAAUGGGAGGAGACGAUCUCAUUUUCAAAAAUUUUUAAAUCCACAAAGUUCAGAAUCUCGAUCUGAUACCUCAGAUCGUAACAUCAAACAGAAAUUUGCUGCUCUGUUAAAAAAAUUUAGAGUUCCUGAAACAGAAAGUUUUGGACAAGGGUAUGAUGUUAUUCCAGAACAUGAUCCUAAAAACAUGAGAGAUCUUUUUGAUGAAUCAGAAGAUGUAACAGACAGUGAACCAGAUAUGGAUGAUGACGCUAGCAUAUCUUCAGCACCCAAACCUGGUUUAAGGCCUUUUUUUUCAUCUGGUACAUUAACACAAAGUGAUAAGAAUAAAAUUAUUUCGGAAUUACAUGAAGAUUCGUUAAGAAAAGCUGAAGGUGAUAAUUUUCAGGAAUCUGGUACAGAUCAAGAACAUCCAGAUAGUGUUGUAAGUAGUCCACCUAGAAAUUCAACAACGUCAGUUCAUUCUACUAGAAGCAAAUUGUUUGCUCGAGAAAAAAGUACUUCUACAUCCAAAGAAAAAUCUAGUAUUAAAGAAAGUAAAGAUAAAAGUGGUACAGAGAAAGUUUUAACACCAAGGGAUACUGAGAGCAGUCCACGUAAAAUAGUAUUAGAACAACUAGCAAAAAUAUUUCCAUCAGAUGAAACUAUACCUGAACAUUUUCUGCUUGUGAGUGUAUUGGAUGGAAUUGGUCUCUGUCUAGCACGGUUACUUCAAGAGAGACAACAGUGUGUGGUUGCAACUGCUUCAUUUGCUGACUUGCGUGCUUCUUUAGUUUGUUUAGUCAAUAAAAUACAAAAAUUUUGCUACUGCAAUUCAAGAGCUCCAUCAACAAUAAGGAUUGGAGUGUUAGGACAGGAUAGUUUUGUGAAUUCAGUGGUUCGCCUGUAUGUGGAAUUAUUUUCUACCAGACCUCCAGAAUGGCAAAAUUAUAUUAGAUUUUUUAUAGUUCCUUUAGGAAUUGGUAGACUAGGAAAGUAUUUUGCUAGUGUUGAUGAUGAUUAUGAAGAUAAUUUUGUAGAACAGUCAUGGAAAGAUAUUCUUGAUAAUUGCAAUUUUGAAUCAGCUUCAGGACCAGAUGCAGAGCAAGCUGUUAGUAGAAUUUUAAAUUAUUUAACAUGUGCCAACUCAUUAUUGCAAUUACCCAUAGCGGAGGCAAUGAUCACAUUUAAAGAUAGAAGCUCAGAAGAUGAUUCCUCACCAACAUUUAUUCCUUUUGUCACUGAUGUAAAUAUUGGAAUUAUGGAAGGCUCUCAAACAACUUCAGUGGAUUUAGAGGAACAACCAGGAGUUGUCGUUCCUGGAAGCUCUCCACCAGGGACAACAAUCACGAUCGAUAAAGUUGCUCAUGGUAACACUAGUCCGCCUAAUUCGCCAAACAUGUCCACCACUGCAGUAGGAAACAUAACUUCUCAACCACCGACAGAAGCGAUGGAUCUACAUAUCGACUAUUGGACGGUCACACCCCGAUCUGAAAUGGGGAAAAAACCGGAAAAUAAGUUUACUCUUAAAUCAACAUUUAUCACCAUGCAGGUGUCGCGUCUUCCGGCAUCCAAUGAAACCAGUAGUUCCACACUAAUACUAAAUUACAUCACAAAAGAGAAGAAGAAAAUAAAAAUGCUGACUAAAAAGAAAGAUCCCGAAGGAAGAUAUAUAGUAGUGGAUAGCAUAAAUAGAUUCGUCUGUCUGUCGAGAAAUGUGCAUACUCCAUUAACAGUAACAAUUGAUGGAGUCGACUGGACAGGAGUGAAAUUUUUUCAGCUGACGUCGCAGUGGCAGACACACAUCAAGUAUUUUCCCGUUAACCUGUUCAGAAUAAACGAUCCGCAGAAUUCGAAUUUUGCAACAUGCUCUUAAACUACUUCGUUUUGAUUGUCACCACUUUGCUAUUGUGAAAUUCAUUAGUACAUCUGAGUUAGUAAUUAUUUUAAAACAACCGGUCCAAAAAGCUUUAAAAUAUUAUAUACACUGUUGAAAUAUUUCAUGAGAUUGUUUUGGACCAAAUUCUUAUGCCUAACAAUUAGGCUCACAUUGAAAAGGUUUAAAAGCGUCAUUGCCAAUCCGGAAGUUGGAGUCCCCCAAACACAUUAAGUUCCUUUUGUGUCCGAACGGUUCGGAAAACGUUAUCCGUGCGGUAAAAAUCGACGUCGUUAUUUAUAUGUAUAUGUUGCUAUUUCUGUAGAGAACAUUGUAGAUAUUAUUAUUGUACAUUUAAAUUUAUAAAUUGUGAAAAAACAUGUUCCUU